Messenger RNA from Dermacentor albipictus, 7403 nucleotides. RefSeq lists its product as uncharacterized. NCBI's taxonomy places the organism in Eukaryota, Metazoa, Arthropoda, Arachnida, Ixodida, Ixodidae. The record is from RefSeq and is a predicted model, not a curated record.
UGCAGUCUUCCGGACCAACCUGCACAGCGCUCGUGCUCGCGCCCGUUACGGCGGCAGUCGCUUUAGCCGGCGGCGUUAGUUCGAGGUGGGCGCGCGGUGCAUCGCACAGUGUUCGCGACAAGAAAGUGCCCCCCCCCGCGUGCCCCACCUUAUCUUCCUUGUCUUUGUGACUGAAGCGCUGUUUGCAGACGGACAUAAUCAGCAUAUCGUCGAUGGGUCGCUUCCCAUGGUUUCUUGCAUAAGCUAGCUGGCGACCCGUGGGACUAAUCGGGGAGGAGCGUAGAACGCGGUUUGCUCCUCUGGUUCCGGCUCUGAGGUCCUGUUGGCACACGGCCAGCGACCAAACGGAUUGGACACCUCCAACUCGGGAUUUGCCUGCCUCUACGCUGAAUAGUCAGUGUCGUUGCUCUGGCGUGACAUGGGUGCGACGAUGCGUUGGCUCCUGUGUCGCGUCGUGCGGUUGUUGUCAUAGCUUCGACGUUCGCUGUGCUUCGUCGCCCUCUGAAUGAUAUUGCGGCGCCUGGUGGCCAUCCGGGAACACCUUGCGACCGGCGCCGGCUUGUGAGUUCCAGCGCCUUUGGUGACGGAGUGUUUUUUCUCUAAGGUUACCGGACGCAACGACAUGCGGUGGAAGAACGUCACCGUGGUGCUCCUCAUUCAGCUUUCUCUAUGGAAGGCGUCCUCACAGGCCGAGCCCCCGUGGGAGGGCAAGGACCUCUCGCUGCCGGAGCCGCCGAGCGACCUUCCGCGCCUGAUAGGCGUCGAGGUGGCCUGCGGCAAGCGACACAUGCGCGUCCAGCUGCAGUUCAGCGCGCCCUUCCACGGCAUCGUAUUCUCCAAGGGGCACCACGGGCAGCCCGAGUGCGUCUACGUGGGGCCCCGCUCGGGCAUCACGGCCGCGAACUUCGACGUCUUCUACGACCGAUGCGGCACCAAGCCGGACCACCACGGCAGCUUCUACGAGAACACCAUCGUGGUCCAAUACGGCGUGGACAUCAUCGAAGCGUGGGACGAAGCCAAGCGGUUGCGCUGCGAAUGGCACGACGCGUACGAGAAGUCGGCGCUGCGCACGCCUUCCAUCCAGCUGGCCGACCUGGACGUCCAGGAGCUCAACUUCCAGGGCGACAGCGUCGGAUGCUGGAUGGAGAUACAGGAAGGCAAGGGUCCGUGGGCGAAGCAGGUGUCGAGCAUCGUGCCGCUGGGCAGCCCGCUGACCAUGGUGAUCGCCAUCAACGACCGCGACAAGCAGUUCGACAUGCGCGUCAAGUCGUGCGUGGCGCACGACGGCCUGCGCGGCCCGAUCCAGCUGACGGACGACCGCGGCUGCGUGCUGCGGCCCAAGAUGCUCACGGCCUUCAUGAAGGUGCGCGACUUCAGCGGCAAGGCGAGCGUGGUGGCCUUCUCGCACUUCUACGCCUUCAAGUUCCCCGACACCAUCGAGGUGCAGAUACAGUGCGUGGUCGAGAUAUGCCGACACGGGUGCCCCGACGACUGCCCCGCCCACGAGCAGCACCCGCCCCACGGAGGCGGUGGUGACCUGCCUCCACCGAAUCACCUGGAGGAGCACCAGCGACCGCCCGAACGCCACCAACCGAGACCGCCGCAUCACCAGCGGCCGCCCUACGCCGCCUCGUCGUCCCAGCAUGACCAGACGCUGGAGAACGCGCCCUCGCAGCAGCAGCAGCAGCAUCGCCACGAUCCACAGCGGGAAGGGGUGGCCGCGGGCAGUUCCGUGCACGCGAUCAAGCACCAGCCGCAGCCCCCACCUCAGCAACAGAGCAGCAGCGUCACCCAGCCCACGGUGCAGCGUCACACGGUUCCAUUCGGUCUUCCCCUGCUGUCGGUCAACGUCCUGCCUGACCAUUACUAUCCACCGACGCCACCGGGAGUCCACACGGGCCAGUUCCACCCUCUCAAUAUCGCCUCCGGGAAUCGGGCUCCUCCCCCGCAUCUUUCGUACCCGCCCUUGGUCCCCCACCUACAAGUGAUGCCCCGACGUCCUUCUUAUGAAGAGGCGGACGAGCAGUUACUCCCGGAAGGCCCGCUCAAGGACGUCACCACGGACGCUCCUGAGUUUUCCACAACACCUUCACAGCACGAAAUCGCUUCUGACACAAAUAGCGGGAAGAAAUUCGAAUCCAUCGCACAGAAACAGUCAUCCAGGGAUUUGGAGCUAUCCACUGCCACCGCUCAGCCUGAAGACAACCCCACUAUGCGACCCCUAUAUUAUGAAGCUCCCAAGUCAGCAGGAGCCCAGCCGCCACGUUCCGAACAGGCUCCCACGACGACUAAGCCCGCGUUGCCGCAUACGGAGGUCGAGUACGAAGACGACGAUGAGACUUCGUCAGAUACGCGGACCACAACGACAUCGGCGACCCCAAUGAGCACGAGUGACGGUUAUUUUACGCCCACGCCUCGAGACACGUUCAACAUGCCUCCACCUGUGCGUCCGUACCCGCAGACUCCGCCGCAGGAAGGGCCCGUGUCCGAGGGAAACAAAGUCGACGCGCCCGACCCUAGUUCGGCAAGGCCGGUGUUCUUCUCGUAUUCGCCACCUUCCAGAGCCCCCGUCCACAUCCCUGUGGAAAUCGACGGCAACGUCUCCGAGGGCGGCAAAUUCAGCGCCAUCAGACCGCGGCCUCCGGCACCGGCUGGCCCGACCGGCGAGCAGUACCGACACCCGAGACCCCACUACCCGUACCCGAUAUCCAAGAUCGGGCCGGGUGCAAGCAACCCUGACAUCUUCCAGGAAAGGGUCGACACCGUUUCCGAAACUGCGUCAGAACCUCCUUCCACAGUGGCCCAGACCGAGACCACGCACGACGCGAACAAGUCCGAAACGCCGUCGACCACAACGUCGACGACGACGACGACAACCGCAGACCCGACGCACGUUUCCAAGGUUCCCAUCCAGGCUUCCGUGACGCUCAUGAGCGGACGCUUCCCGAAUGGUCCGCGUUCGCUCAAGACUAAGCGCAACGCCGUCGGCUCGUCCGACCAGCUGGGCGUCCGCGGCUCGCUGAGAGUCAUCGCGGGCGUCGACUUGGCCUUCCUGCCCAACGUGACCAGGGACAACGCCGCCAUCUUCACCGGUCGCUACGAGGAGAUCAUCUACGGCGUCUGCCUCCCGGCUACGGGUCUUGCGGCCAGCGUGGGCGCCUUCGUGCUGCUCAUCCUGUGCACCACGUGCAUCGCGGCGUACCUCUACUACGUGCUGAGGACGUACGAGGCCAAGUCGAAGCAGUCGUUCGUACUCCGCAGGUUCCUCUCGACGUACAGAAACAGAAAGAUGAAGCACUGAAAACUCUCCAGCUUCGCCCUAGGUUUACAACGGUGUUUUGUUUCAAAGCCCGCGGAACAAUCUCAGGAAAGGAAACUUUGCGCCCAUGGCGACGUUGCCGCUCGCGCUUUCGACUCUAGCAUCGUGCACCGAAGGUUGUUUGUUGUGUGAAACUUUACGUGAGUGUGCACUGCUGAGGAAUACGCGGAUCGUGGACGGCUGAGUGUGUCGCUACGGAUCGUGAGGUCGCAAUCACGCCAACAGGACGCCAUCUGUUGACAAAUACAUACGAACAGCGCGGCGACGUCGACCAAACAGCUAACGCCUAAGGCUCGUUUACUGACUCGUCUGUAUACGAGCUCUAGUUUAGACCGCAGAAUUGGAAGUUGAUGAGGAAAGAACAAAAACGUUGCUGAGUGUGAAGGUAUCGCGCGAUGACUGAACACUGACGCUCGGCGGAUGUGAAGUCUUGCUCACGCCUAAGUAAACGACUGGGCUCCGGUAGCGUCUGAAUGGGCUUUCCCACCGAGCACAUUGCCAUCGUAUACGCAUCAUCCCUUCUAGCGCAGGGUAGUCCGCCUUGUCCAGUGCGUCACUGUGUGUGCUUUAACUAGACUGCCGGCCGCAACGGUUCCUCGGAGCAAACUGCCCCAAGAAGCAGCACCUCCCGUACGUGACGAAGACGUGUGUGCGUGUGAUUUUUGCAGCGAGGUGUGGCAUUGUCUAUUUAUCUGUGUGUAUACGUGAGGCGCGAGAUGCUGCGUGUUUUGCUCCGUGCGAUGCGAACUCAGCAGCACUCAGCUCUCAGUGCCUCGGUGUCCUUGUAUGUGUUUGUGCGCGUGAAGUGAUGUGAACAGAACUCCCAUAAAUGCCGCAAUUAGAGGAUGUUUUCACAUCCGUGUGCUCCUCUCCGCGCUAAUUGGGCGCAAUCGACGUGUUUUUUUGUUAGAGAUUCGCCGCUAACGACUGUGCGCACGUGGUGUAGAAUGUGCCGGUGGCGUGAUGUCACCAACUUUUUGCAAAAUUGCCUCUAACACGACUGACCUACCAACCUAUUUGUUUUGUUGCUGAACAUUAAGUAGGGAAACAAAUCACCCGAGUUCGCCGGUUGACUGUCGGAACAGUGCUCGCGAGAAGAAAAAAAGAAGAGUAACUAACUUGAAAGUGUGAAGAUGUGGACGCGUGUAGCUAGUAUAUAGCCUCGUCUUGCUUGCGCGUGCUUUCAUUGUGCGAAUGACGCGCCUUCAUGAGAGUGAUGUAUGUAAGACAUGUGCAGAGCUGGACCACAGGAAGCAGAUGUGAGCUCUUUCCUGCUACGACGGCAGCACUGGUUUUGCGAGCAGCCUAAGGCGCUCAAACUGAAAUUCGGUGUUGUUUAGAUUAUAUGGGAGCUUAGCACGUCACUGAAGGAAAGCUACACGUUCUGUAGUAAGAAAAAGGAAAUGACAAGUUAAGCAGGUUGACUAAGUAUGAGCUUUGUUUACUACCCUACGCGUAAGGAACGAAAGAUUCGUCGUCGUGAAGCGCCGCAAGUGAUGCUUAUUAUGACUGAUGAACGUCACGUUCUAUAUCGCUGCGACAACUUGCUUUCCAAUUAUUUUUAUACCAAAAGUAUGAACCGGCUGAACCACAUACCCGCCUCCAUCACCGUGCAAAUUGGUUCUGCUGGUCCUAAGUCUGCUCAUGACAGUCCCUGCCUAAUACAGCGUUACUUCGCAGUAGUCAUCUUUGCUGAUGUCAUGUCACAUGUAACUCAGUCAUAGAUGGUACCUUUCAUAACGUUCUCUUGGACCUUGGUGGUGCUGGAAUGCAGGCGCGGGGAACUAACGCGCUAAAUUGGCCCAUCAAAAAAGUGGAUUCUCUCCCAUUUUUGACCGCCUUCGUAAAAUGCAAACCUUUCUCCGGUUGCCAACUAAACAUUGUUUUAUGGCACGUAUCACGUGUCAACGGAAGUUCCUUAACCAUGCGGCGCAUUUUUUUCUAGAAGCCUCUAUUGGGGUUCAUGUUUCAAUGAUGCAUGCAGUGGCUUACUCGAACAAUCUUGCAUUUACUCAUUGCUGUGUCACCUGUGUAUAAACGACCAAACUUCUGAAAAAGUUUUCUUCGCUUCAUUUUUCUUGCGGGGGCGCUUCCCUCUGCAAUAAAGCUCCUGAAACCUGGUCGCCGGAGAUGGCUGGAUUAGGGAGCAACAUUCCGUAAGUGGAAUUAUUAGUGGCAUGACUUUUAAAAAAAAAAUGUGGAUGCAGCAUUAACAAAAUAAGUGCUCGUGGGUGUUGUUCUCUGUAAAACAGUUGGGCAAUGGUCCUUAUCGCGAAGAAAUCCGAGUGGCGGACGUUAUGGGAACCUGCGUUUAACUGCAUAUUAUUUGUGCUCUCCCUAUUUCAAAAAAAGAGAAAAACCUCAUACGCAGCAAAAAAAAAAGAGUGAAGGAAAACUGUACUGUAAGUUUGAAGCUUGCAUUUUUUGUUCAAGAGGCUGUCAUUUGAUGGAACGACAGCGCUCAGCCUGAGAAAGUAGUAGCCGAGUCAUUCAAGUGGCAACUUGCGCACCCGACUGAAUGGCGGAGUGACAUGUGCCUUAGUAAGUUGCCUCGCUAAUAUGCUGCACUGCUGCCAUCAUUGUGAGCCGCCCACCGUGCAGGCCGUCGCCCACGCCAGCCGAUGGUGAAGUGCAACUCAGAAGCAAAGUUGCCCGACAAAUACAAGGAUAUAGGGUGUCAAAAGAGACUAAAAAAUGCGUUUUUAUGUCGUUAUAUGUUCAAGGAGGAGAGCGUGGCAUCGUGAGAUGCAGGUUGUGUUUUGUGUUCGUGUAACAAAUUUAUGACGUUAUUUAUUUGGUGGUGUUGCUGUAAGCUGCUGAGGUAUUCCACUCGCAUAAAUUGAAGCGCGAACAAAUCGAAAACGAUGCGCAUGGUGUUUCCAGAUUUGCUUGCUUCUGUAACAUACUCCAAAACAAACACAUCUGGGGCUACAACGUGCUUAUAGGAAACAUCGGCUACAGAGCGAUUGCGCUUUGCACUAGAACAAAAAGCAGGCGUUCAGCUCAGUUCGCUUCGGUUCGCGUUUCAAUUUAUGGGGAUGGCACGUCGAGAAAGAUGCCACCUGUUCCUAUGCCCAGUAGAAACUAAUUUCACCCAACCAGCAGCCCUUACGUCUCUUUAGGGCCGGAACUGAAUAUUACCUAUACCGAUAAUUUCCAGCAAUAUCACUCAAUACGGGCUUAUUGACUAAAGGAGUUUUCUUUCACUCCUUCACGUUGCUGUAACUAGAGUCGCCGAGGCCGGCGAUGUGGGGCAGAAACGUCGUCAGCCAUGUUCAAUUCAGUCGACAGUGAGCGAUUUUUCUCGCCGUCAAGACACAACCUCUUUCGCAAUCGAGUGCAAAUGAAUGGAUAAAGCAGCCCAUAAUGAGUAAAGAAUGAAUGUAAUAUAGAAUAAGCUUUACUUCCGUGCAUUCGGUUGGUUUGCUGCAACUUCAUCAAGUGGUUCCCAGACCUGUUGGGGGUCGACUAGAUUUUGUGAGUCCGUAUUGGCUGAUACAAUGAUUCCGUUCACGCGAUCGCAUUCCGCUGUCACAGUCCGCCAGCUUCUCGCCGACCGGCAAAUUUUUGGUCACGACGUUGACGGCCCACUUAUUCGACCAUUGACGAAGGUGGGCGAAAUGAAUGGCAUUGGAAUCGAGUCGUUGCGUUGCUCCGGUCAUGGACUCUCCAGGAACUGCAUGAAGCGAGUUGAGCAGCUAUGUAGCGGCGGAGUUCGUGCACUGAACGCAACUCCAUGACUGGUCCUAAGCUGCGGGACAGGGUUGUAGUACUAGCGAGGUUACUGGCAGGGAACGGGUUGUGCGGCGCGCCUACAUGUUGACGCACAGCGAGUCUGAAAAGUUUCCGGCGUUCUGGUGGAUUCAUGGCGUAACUUGAGAGGCGUGCACUGCCAGUGUAGCGUACAUCUUAUGCCAGCCAUCUCUCGCCGUCUCCCCGUUUUGACUGUAAAUUGGCCGUCACGCACGUGACUGUCACGUGUCUGGAUGUGGCCAAAUCAAGCUCCCAGCGCUGUUUUUUGUUUGUGUGUCGCUCUACCGAUGACUGAGCGUGUGAUUCGCUGUUUGUUUUCUUGUACUUUUUU